This is a messenger RNA of Theobroma cacao (cacao), 1492 nucleotides long. RefSeq lists its product as uncharacterized. The record is from RefSeq and is a predicted model, not a curated record. NCBI's taxonomy places the organism in Eukaryota, Viridiplantae, Streptophyta, Magnoliopsida, Malvales, Malvaceae.
UUAAACUAUAUAUCAAUGAUUGAUAAUUAGACUCAUACUUUACUCUCCAACUUUGCUUUCUGGUUUGAAGAAUAUUCCUAGUAAGCUAUAGCAGACCACCACUUGACAAGGAUGCUGCAGUGACUGUGCCAAAAGUAACUCAUGAGAAAGUGGCAGCUGCUUAAAGGAAAAAGCAAGCAACGAAUGCAGGUUUUCUAAACUGCUGUUCUGUCUGUUAACUAAUUCCUUGAUAGAAAGGCAGCUGCAAGCAUCUGCAAGUCAAAGGAGAAAGAGAAGGCAAGGAAAUCAAACAUCAUUGAUCUGGGGAGUCACCUGAAUCUCAAAUACAACAUUUCUUUUAGUGGAAUUUGAAUGGCCACACGACUUCCUGCUCCACAGGAAACUGAUGGUUCACUAGAGGAUCCUCCAGUUAAGUCACCAAGAGUCAAACUCAGUGAUGGAAGACAUCUAGCUUACAGAGAGAGAGGAGUGCCCAAGGCCAAAUCAAACUGCAAGAUCAUUAUUGUUCAUGGCUUUGGAAGCUCCAAAGAAAUGAAUUUUCAAGUUUCCCAAGAACUAACAGAAAAGUUGGGGAUAUAUUUUCUGCUAUAUGAUCGGGCUGGCUAUGGAGAAAGUGACCCUAAUCCAAGGCGCUCAGUUAAAAGUGAAGCAUUUGACAUUCAAGAACUUGCCGAUCAAUUACAGAUAGGACCAAAGUUUUAUGUGAUUGGAGUCUCAAUGGGAUCAUAUCCCAUCUGGAGUUGCCUCAAAUAUAUACCACAAAGGCUAGCAGGUGUGGCUAUGGUAGUCCCAGUCAUUAAUUAUCGAUGGGCCUCCUUUCCUGACAGUCUGACAAGAGAGGAUUAUAGGAGAGCACUUGUCAGGUUGUUAUAUUGGAUAGCAAAAUAUGCCCCUACGCUGUUACACUGGUGGGUUACUCAUAAAUGGUUCCCUUCACCUUCUAUCAUGGAAAAAGAGCCUGUAUUCUUCAAUAAAAGAGAUAUAGAAGCACUGAAGAAAACAGAAGGAUUCCCUAUGCUCACCAAGGAAAGAUUACGAGAACGAUGCGUUUUUAAUACUCUCAGGAAUGACUUUCUGGUCUGUUAUGGUGAUUGGGACUUCGAUCCAAUGGAUCUAAGUAACCCAUUCCCUCCGAAUGAAACCUCUGUUCAUAUCUGGCAAGGUUAUGAAGACAAGAUUGUUCCAUUUGAACUUCAACGAUGCAUUUCAAGAAAGCUGCCCUGGAUUCAAUAUCAUGAAGUUCCUGAUGGUGGACACUUGCUUGUGCAUUACAAUGGUUUAUGUGAGGCCAUACUUCGAGCACUGUUGCUUGGAGAGGAACAUCACCCUUAUAGACCAAAUGCAGAUAAAAUUGUACCCUAAAUUAUUCAUGGUUUCUUUCAUUCUUUAAAUGUUUAUUGUGUAAAUGCGUUUUGGUUUUAGAAUGAUAAGCCUGUGUUACAUCAGAUUCAUUAUUCGUUAUUCAAUGAAUGAGAAUUCUUCUUUCUGCUUA